AAUGUGAUUAGAUCGAUGUCAAGGCAAGAUGGCGUCUCUUUGGUUGAGAAUUACAACCACUUUGCUCCUUGUUUUUGUCGUUAAAAGCACCCCAGAACUUGUGGUGAAUGUACGAUCCAAAAGUGGUAGCAUCACGCAGCAGGAAUUCGAGUCGUUUCCAGACAGAGGACUCGUUGCGGUUUCUUACAAUCUCUAUGAUUAUCGGUUUGUCGACAUUCUUCUGGAUUUCAACAAGAAACUACAGAUAUUCAAGACUGUCAUACUUGGUGAAAUAGAUUUAGCUGAGAACCCAUAUAAAACAACAUGCUUUGCCAUACCAUUACUGGACGAUGAGUAUAUAUCRCCAGAUGUAAUGUCCAAGUUGAGACAGAAAAACCYCAACACAGUUCGCAUACCUGAGAUAGACCUAGGGACUCAAGAAAUAGUCUUGGACCAUUCAGUACAAAUAUCCAAAGCAAGAUACAUGAAUGAGAACGUCAGGAAAUURUGUGGGGACGUUGAUGUAGUACAUGUCAGCGGGGAAGACCUCUAUUCUCUGUUUGACAGUAAUUCCUCUAAAGCAGUUGACAAAGGAGAUGCUGUUCAAAAUCUAACAGCUACCCUGGGAACAAAGAAACGCUGUAACAUCAUCAGUGAAAGCAAUAAGCCAUGUAUCUGUAGAUURCCGCUAUGUCUUAGCUGGUAUCCAUGUGAUGUGAAGUAUUGCCAUAAGGAUAGUGUUGAUGGCAGCAAACGGGAAGAGUUUCGCUGUGGCAUCAAGUCUUGUGGCAAGUGUCGAGAUUUUGACUAUCUUGUUUCAGGGAAGAGCAACUGCUUUUGGGAUGACAGACUGAAGUCCUGACCAAACUAUUGAUUCUAUUAAAUGGAAACCCUAUAUACUAUAGGGUUUGAAUAGAGAAUAAAAGUAUAUAAUAUGUACAAAGUCAUUUUAUAGGAGGAUAAACUGUGGGCCACUGGUCCACAAAAUUUUCAAAAGAAAGAUCAAAUGUUUYGUAUGAAAUUUAAUAAUUUAUGAAUUGUAAAAAUGUAAAAAAGUAUUUUUUAUAAAUAAGAUCCAUUGAAGUGAAAAGAUUUAUCUUGAGAAAAUAAACAACAUAAACUUCAAA
Molecule: messenger RNA, 1106 nt
Organism: Actinia tenebrosa (Australian red waratah sea anemone)
Lineage: Eukaryota; Metazoa; Cnidaria; Anthozoa; Actiniaria; Actiniidae
Product: out at first protein
Source: RefSeq, a predicted model, not a curated record